GGCAGGGGUGGUAUCUUGAGGUUGAAGCACUGCACCAUUGGGUGGUUUUGUGCCAUUUAAUGUGAGAUGUACAGAUGAAGUUGGUAUAGGCUCGUCCUUGGCUGGGAGCGUCGCCGUAAGUGGCGGGGUAGAGAGUGGCUUCUGGUCGAAAGCAACAGCAGCGUCCUGCAUAUCGAUAUCCUGGCUUGGUGAUUCAGAAUAUUCCAUAGUGAACGAAUCUUGUCCCGAAAUGUUCACAUCAGUCGUAGCAAGUACCAUGUCCUGGUUUUCAUCCACCACAGAGGCCUGGACAGAGAUAUCAUAGUGGGAGUCCACAAUAACAGAGUCUUCGAUCACUGUGUUUUCGAUCUCAGGAACGACGAGAACGUCCUGUGGGGUAACUGAAGAUUCGGCCGGAGGGGGUGAUUCUACCACAGCUUCGUAUAGUAUUCCAUUUGGACUCCCAGAGUUCCGUAUGCCGUCCUGCUGCAGAGAAUCCUCGGCAUUGGACAAGACAUCCAUGACCUCGGAUGGCGCACCAUUAGGCUGUGGUAGAUUGUGGCUUUCUUCUGCAUUCAUAAGAAACUUCUAAGCUUGUCACGACUCGUCGACAACGGUUCAAAUGGAAAAGAGCUAUAGGCGAGGUAGUAUUGUAUAUCGAAGAAGGUCGAGGAGUGGUUGAUGAAGGAAAACGAGCGCCAAUUCAGACGCAACUGAACUUUUGCCUGCAGCCCAGUCCAGUUUCGGGGUAUACGAGUACUUAUACUCUAUCAUCUCUUGGUCUCCUACCUACCCGAUCCAUUUCUCAAAAUGGUCUCAGCAUCAGAAUGGGCUGCUCCUCCAACGCGAACGGAGCUGAUUGAGAACCUCGUCUCUGGAGUCGACAGAUACAACCCUAACAAUGUCGGUAUCCUUGAGGACUACCUGUAUCAUCAAAUCCGAAGCCAGGAGUACGAUUGCUUAGCCAACCUUGCUAUCCUGAAAUUGUAUCAAUUCAAUCCUGACUUGUACAACCCUGAUGUCGUUAUCAAUAUCCUCAUCAAAGCCCUCACUGCAUACCCCUUCCCCGACUUUAACCUCUGCAUCUCCUUGCUUGACGAACGCCCAUUCCCCGCAAACCCUGAUGAACCUGAUCCUCUGCCGUCCCUUCUGCCUGUCCUCACUUCCCUUUACAAUCUCCUUCAACAAUGUCGCUUCCCCGCGUUUUGGGCUCUUUACCGGUCGGACAAGGCCGAAUCCUUGAGAGAUAACUACACCGUCGAGUGUGUAGGGUUUGAAGAUUCAGUCAGAGAGGUGGUCAUUCGUGCUGUGACUCCUGCGUUCAAGCGGAUAGGCACCGACCGACUCUCCACUUAUCUCGACCUUUCUGGAGAUGACUUGACGGCUUAUAUUGAAAAGCUCGGCUGGUCGCUUGACGCAGAGUCUGGUGUAGCCACUCUCCCUCUCAAUCCUGACAACCAGAUUGUAUCGACUGUUGUUCAAGAAAACAUCCAGCUACCACGUACGUUGAAAAAAGACUUGAUGUGGUUGCAUUAUGCUAAUUUGCAUGUUAGAGCUGACAAAAAUCAUCGCACACACACAAACCGUUGCGUGAACGGCACAGGGGUAGACAUAGAUGACCCGAGGAGAACGGAUGUUGUGAUAUACUUGCUUUUCGCUAUUCCCGGGCUUUACGUUCUCCAGCACACUCUCGACUCUGUAAGAAUCCGUGAUAAAGGUCAUCAGUCAUCGAUUCGUAAGAGAUCAAGUAUCCUGUCUAAGUACAUGAGAAUCGUAAGCCGUGAAAAUACAAGGAUAUAAUCAUUCCAUUGGGUAUCUUUUUAUUCCCUCGUUGACCAAAAUGCUGCACCCGUGCCCCAGGUAGCCAUCACGAUUGCGACGGCGAGAACGAGGGCAUCAUACCAUUUUACCUGUCCUCUCAAAGCCAUCUUCGCCAAUAUUGGGCCAAUGACGCAUAGUAAGAAUGAUGAGAAAGCACCGAGGAAUGCCAUCAUAGAGCUAAACUCUGGUACGAGAAUGGACACGCCAACCGAGGCUAGCGCAAAUAACACCCUUUCGAUGGCCAUGGCGAUGUUUUUGUAGACCACGCUGCGCGUAGAAACAGCUGGUGCGCCCUCAUCAGAGGUCUUAGUGACGAGACCAUGGUCAUCGGGUGCAGAUGCUCCAGAGUCAAUGCCGAGAAAGAUCUCCAGCGUGAUGUUGAGAGGUCGAGCAGCCAAAGCAUAUUUCGAUCUAAUAAUGGACGUAUUAUGAGUGGAAUCUCCCUGCUGGAGGCGAAUGGUACUAACAAAGGAGCGAGAACGAGUCCCCAAAGGGCUACCCGGUUGAGAAUUGGGUUGUAGCCAGGGAUCUUCAUAAGGUCCUUACUGAACUAUUCGGCACUGUUAACAUGUUGCCUGUUGGAAUGUAGUAGCUAUGCUUACCUCGUCGCUAACCGAGUUACCAAACAUGAGAUAGCCGGCAAUACCGAUGACGGCAUAGAUAAAUGUAGCAGC
This is a messenger RNA of Somion occarium, 2474 nucleotides long. The record is from the annotation of a GenBank genome assembly. Lineage: Eukaryota; Fungi; Basidiomycota; Agaricomycetes; Polyporales; Cerrenaceae.